CCGCGGACGAUCUAUGAAGUGACGCAAGCUUAACGUUUUACGGCAUGCUUUUUAACAAGAUUUUACAUAAAAAAGAUAUAAAUUUAUUUAAUAAAUUAUUUGUUAACACAUGACGUUUUAAACUAGUGGGUGACAUAGUGUACCACCAUGGCACGCGAGUUUGAUCACCUCUUCAAACUACUGAUAAUCGGUGACAGUGGUGUGGGCAAAAGCUGUCUCCUUUUACGUUUCGCCGACAAUACAUUCUCUGGUAGUUAUAUUACCACGAUUGGUGUAGAUUUCAAAAUAAGGACUUUAGAAAUAAAUGGUGAACGUGUAAAACUCCAGAUAUGGGACACAGCCGGUCAGGAGAGGUUCAGGACGAUAACUAGCACCUACUACAGAGGAACUCACGGCGUUAUUGUUGUGUACGAUGUUACUAAUGGGGAGUCUUUUGCCAAUGUCAAAAGGUGGCUGCAUGAGAUUGAACAGAAUUGUGAUGUUGUCAAUAAAGUUUUAGUUGGUAAUAAGAAUGAUUGUCCAUCAAGGAAAGUGGUGGUUACAGAAGAUGCCCAAAGAUUUGCUAAUCAAAUGAAUAUACCAUUAUUUGAGACUAGUGCUAAAGAAAAUAUUAAUGUUGAGGAAAUGUUCCUUACUAUCACAAAAAUGGUCUUAAGAUCGAAACUGGAAAUGAAAGAGAGACAAAAUGUGACAUCAAAUGACACAGUACAUCUAAAGAAGGCGCAUAAAACAAAAAAAAAGUGUUGCUAGUGACAGAAAUAGGUAUGGCUGAAUGGAUGUGGCUAGGAUAGGCUCAAGUUGAAUGCACAACCCUCACAAGACUGCUCUAUCCAAGUAAUAUUUACUGAUAUAAUGUUCACUUAAUUCUCUAGUACCACCAUUUUGAUGGGGUGUAUAAUUUUAUAUAAUAAUAUAACAAACAAAACUAAAAAAAACAUUUCAAAGCUUGAUAUUUAUUCACAAUCAAAAAAAGAUAUUAUAUAACUGGAAGAGCGCUCGCACAGAACGUGACAGGCCGCUGGUUCGAGUCCCACAUCGUUCAUAAAUUUUGUUUUCAAAUUUAAUUUGUGAUAUUAUAAUAAUUUAGAAUCAGCUCUUAAGUUAUAGUUUAAAGAAUAUUUGGUCAAAUCAUACUAUAACUGAAGGAAUACUACCCAUAACUGUAUUUCCUGAUUUCCUUGUUUUCCAUUUUAGGCUAAAUUUAAAUCAACAUAUUUGAUAUAUUGAUUAUUAUAUAUAUAAAGUCCAAGUUGAUAAUUAAAAUGAGUACUAGAACCUUUCUAAGAAGAACAGAACAAAUUAAAAUUUAAUAUACAACUUAUCUAUUAAUUGAAAGUAAUUUUGAGGAAAUCUCAAAAUUAUUUUCUUAUGAAAUGUGAAAGGGAGAUAUGAAUUAUAUUGGCUGUUUAGAAAUCACCGAAUACUUCCACUUUUUUUUAUUAGAGCAAUGACUGUGUAGGAGCUUUACGGGUAGGGAUCUAAAAAUAUAUGACAUAUCGAGGUUCUUCCGUAUACCAAAGUAGAUGUCAACUGAUAAUACUUUUAUAUGAUCUGAAAAUAAUCAAGAUGAAUGUUGCCAUCAAUUGCAAUUAUUAUAAUAUAAAUGUAUCAAGAGUGCUAAAUAAUUAAGUGAGCAAUAACAAUUCCCCUUUAUACAAAAAUAUGCCUAGUUUCCUUGUCAAAGAAAAUAAUUGUUGUUAUUAAAAAACCCUUUGGUUGAAUAUGUAGUAGUGUUAGUAAAGGUGGCAGAAACCGUCAUAAAUUACACAGUGACAGAAUAAAUCCAUUUAUGUAAUAGAUUUUAUACUGAUUGUUCAGUUAGUCAUUUGGGUAGUGACCCAAGAUGAAUUAGACGCAAGCAGAACUAGGCAAUUAACAAGAAUUUACUAAGUAGAUAGAAAAUUGUUGAGAUCUGAAAAUUUUGUUGGACCAUAGUGAAUGAACAAGCAUUACUCCUACUUUGGUUCACUCACUUUGUGGAUAAAUCUUAUCACUGUGAAGAGUCAUAUCCAGCAAUGUGAACAAAACGGACUCAGUAAUAAACUAUUGUUGUUUACUCACCCAUGGUGGGAAAGUUGUCUUAGUCAUAUAUUUAUCAAAUACUCAAAAAUGAAGAUACAUAUUUGGGUUCAGUUUUUAAGUAGUAUUAGUACAUAUUCUUUGUUUGCCUUAUCAUAUGUGUAAUUAAUACAAAAAAAAAACAAUGUUUCGACAUCCAUCACAAAAAAAUAUGAAAAGAAAAACCAUUUAAUAAUCUGGUUAAUUAACAUCAACUAAAAUAAAUCUUGCUAUAAGUUGAUAAUUCUCAAGUAUAAAUAAUGCAUUAUUUUUUAAGUUUGUACGUUAUUAUAGUACUUACUUAUAGUAAUAAUUGCAUAUUAAAUUAUACAAAGUAAAUAGCAAAGUGCAGUAAAAAGCAAAAAUGAAUUGGUACAUUACUCUCUCUCUCUCUCUCUCUCUCUAUGACAUGUAGACAUGCAUGUCACUCGAGUGACUGAGUGGAGCCAAUACUUGUGUUUAUUACCCAUAAGAUAGUACUAUUAUAAGAUUUGGAAACUAGGCAUAGAUUAAUAAUUGCAUAUAUUUGCUUAAUCACAAAAAGUAAUAUGAAAAUAACAUUUUUUUUUUUCACUUCAGUUUCUUAAUGUACAUAUUGUAUUGGGUUGAACAUUCUCAAAGUUUCGUAGCCCGGUGGCAUUGAAACAGUAUACUCCAAAAAUUAUUUAAGGUUUUAAUACAUUAGUAAAACAUGGUUUACAAUAACCAAUGACGUUCUAUAGACAUAUCAUUCACAGUCCACUAUCAAGUGGAACUGCAUAACUGUGCUUAAAGACAAUGUAAGCACACUUUUCACCUUAGUUGUGUGUCAACCGUCACUGCCCGAAUUAAAUCUGAACUGAAAAAAUGUCUUACAUUGCUGUUCAUUGACUAAGAAUAUUUUUAACUACUGGAGUAAAUGUGGCAAUGGUUGGAUAUAACAGUCAAAUCUUAUUAUUGUAUAAUUUUUGAUAUGUUCAAUAUUUCAACUUUGUUUUUUUACAUGAUAUGUCUAUAUGUAUAGAACCUCACUGGUAAGAACCCUAGAGUGUUCAGAAACUGGUACACUUAAAUCAUAUUGAGUUGGCGACACUAUAUUGUGUAGUUUUCUCUAUUUACUUGGAGAUCCUUGCCUGUUUUAUUAUUGUAAUUAUCGAAGUAUAUGUGAUGUAUCAAGUCUUAUGGAACGUAUAAAUGUAUAACAAUAAUUAAUUUAAAAUUAUUAUUUUAAUAUUCCAAUAUGUAUUUUUAGUAUGUCAUGAUGUCAAGUUUAAUCACAUUAUUGUUUAGAACAAUUGGGCCAGUCACCUAAAACAUUGUAGAUUGCAAAUAACUGCUUGUAUAUUAUAUAACUGCUCUACAGUUUCAUUUCUCAUGAGUUUCCUGGUAGAAUGAGUACAGCCCUUAGGAAAUUGUGACCCAUUUUUGAAAUGUUCUAUUGCAAGAUCUAUUAGACUUUUCCAUAAAAAGUAUUUGGAGAAAUUGCCUGUCCUCAAAAAAAGUUCAAGGUUUUCAGUCAAAUUAAUUUAUUAUUCCAACUGAAAUCCCUUGAAAUAGUAAGUUAUAGUCAGUUACAUCAAAGAGGAUGUAAAUAUUAAAAUAUAAUUACAUCCCUAUUAAUGUAACUGUCAAUCAGGUUAUUAAUAGUUACAUCAAAAAGGAUGUAAAUACUAUGUAAUAAGUGGUGGGUUUGAAAUCGUUGUAAUUACAGUAUGGCAAUUGGCGAUGAAGUAUAAUCCGGCUAAAUUUGAAAGCUUAGCUAAGCUUAAAACGUAGUGGAUUUCUGAUAUCUCCAUUUAUUACACGAUUAUAGCCGUCAUCUGUCAAUCUAUCAAUGACUGCACGUUUCAUACAAUCGAUUGAUUCGCUUUUAUCUUAGUGAGUUAAGCUAGGCUGUAGCACAUGAUUUUCGAAACUGUUAGCUUGGUAUUAUACUAUUAACACCCCAAAAACAAUCAAUACUGUGCAAUUAUUUGCAAACCAUCCUUUUUUAUGUCUACACAGUGGCUGGCUCGAAUAGGAGUAUUGAAAUUUAAAGUAUUAUACGAGAUAACAUUUAGGUUUGAUUGUUGUUUAAUUUGUUUCUUUACAACUUUACCAGGGACCUAAUCUUACAUAGAUUCUACAAGAUAUUUAUAUUUUAAUUAAACCAGUGUACACAAAGUUAUAUCAUAUUUAUAUUUUUUUGUAUUUAAAUGUGGUAAAAUAAAUAUUUGUUUGAACGUAACUCACAAUAAUUAGACAUAGUUCCUGAAAAACUUUCCAAGCCACAAACAUCACAUUUUAAAGAAUUCGUGUUUAAAGUUUAAUAAAUAUUAGUGUACAUGUGGAUUGAGCUACUAAGUCAUGAUGUUGUUUAAAGAGUGCCAGUAGGGCUGCCAUUUUUGUCAGUUGUUUGUUAAGAUGAAUCACAUGAACAAUUUUGUGUUCUUAACUCAAUUUCGACAUGAUUGUGGUUUGGAAUGUUUUUCAGGAAUUACAUACAAUUAUGAAAGCAUUUUAAUUUUGCACUGUGGAUUCAAGUUUACUUCCAUUCCAAAUAAAUUUUUGUAUUACGGUAGUAUGCAGUUAUAAUUUGACAAUUAUUCGAUUGCAUUUUAUUAAUGAAAUACUCCUUAAAUAUAUGUGUGUGCUGCAAUACAACCCUAUUUUAAUUGUGUUAAGGUCAUAUCAUUUUAUGUAUCUAAGAUUCAUGCCAUUAUUAUUAUUGUUCACCUGAAUCUUAAAAUGUAAAUAGAUGAUAAAUUUUGCCUAUAA
Messenger RNA from Leptidea sinapis, 4794 nucleotides. RefSeq names its product ras-related protein Rab-35 (gene Rab35). The coding region runs from base 148 to 750 and encodes 200 amino acids. Gene Ontology annotation, cellular component: plasma membrane; endosome membrane. Gene Ontology annotation, molecular function: GTP binding; GTPase activity. Gene Ontology annotation, biological process: endocytic recycling. The record is from RefSeq and is a predicted model, not a curated record. The transcript has 4 exons. NCBI's taxonomy places the organism in Eukaryota, Metazoa, Arthropoda, Insecta, Lepidoptera, Pieridae.